AUGUUCACGACGCUUGUCUCACUCUUCCUCUCCGUCUUCGGCGCCUUGCGCGCCGCACCGCUCUACUACUCUCGCAUCCUCACCAUUGGCAACACAAUCUGGGCCAGCUUGGGCGACCGCACGGCAACCAUCGGCACACUCCCAGGGAUCACCACUAGCACACCCGUCUUCCGCCUGCCGCCUUCCCAUGUGGUGCCCACCCUACCAGCCGGAACGUCUACCCAGUACUUCGGCGCCUCGCUCGCUUUGCUCCUCGCUGUAUUCACGACUACACUUGUCUUCUCUGGCAUCAUAUGGCGUCUGAGAGCCUUGUCACUAGCUCCCGGCGACGACGACACACCCUUCAUGCACGCCGGUGGCCCCGAGAAGAUACGCCAUACCGUCAUCGACUUCUCGGGAGCCACCUACCACGGCACCAUGAUCACGUCGGAUGUCGAAUUGGCGGGCUUGUUCGCUGGCUCCGCAGACGCCAACACGCCUUUCCAACACGAGACCCCGACAGCUCCCUCUUCUUGCGCAGCCAGUCGCGAAGAUCUGGAGUACCUCACCCUCGCCGAGUCUUCAGAGACGGUCUCUCCACCUGUCGCGCCGACGUCUGUCUUGCCGCCACCGACGACCGUCAACCCCACGACCGUUCCCGUCGAACUCGCCCCAGCAAUCGAGGAACACGACGGCGAGUGGGAUACGUGGACAAACCAUCGACGUCGACGACCACCGAGGGUUCAAGCGCCACCUUCCGCGAGAGCCUCGCGCUCUCGGUCCCUGUCCGUCUUCGCGACCUCGCGCACGUCGCACCGGCCCAUCUCAGGCAGAUUGGCCGCGUCCCCCGCGCCGACUUCCCUUGCUCCAUCGCCUCGCCGCUCAUCCAUAGCGGCACCUUCUUCUACGCAGACCACCGCACGUAGCGUAGCAUCUCAGAACAGGUUUUCGGCUCUUGAGGUGUUCGAGGUGGAAGAGUGA
Molecule: messenger RNA, 960 nt
Organism: Trametes versicolor FP-101664 SS1
Lineage: Eukaryota; Fungi; Basidiomycota; Agaricomycetes; Polyporales; Polyporaceae
Exons: 1
Coding region: 1-960 (319 amino acids)
Source: RefSeq, a predicted model, not a curated record